GCACCCUUAUCCAAAUAGAACACCAAUCUCCCACUGGUGCGGUUGAGCAUUUACCAGCAUUAUCCUUAGAUUCCUUUGGUUAUGGGUUUUGUUUUUUGCGUUCUCAGGUUAUCCCUAUUGGCAUUAACCUCUGGGUAGUUAGCUUGAACAGAUUGGAAUUGGGCAUGCUAUGAAGGUGGCAUGUUGUAGCCCAGAAAUUAAUGUUCCCUACUUGGGAACCCCAAGAACAAGGUUUGGUUCCGAGGAAGCACAUGUGAUUCUUCAAAAAUGUAGCAAUUUCAAGCAGCUUAAGCAAGUGCAUGGCAGAAUAAUCCGUUUUGGUCUCAUCUAUGACCAAUUGCUUAUGAGGAAGCUAAUUCAGUUCUCUUCCUCUUAUGGCAAAUUGAACUAUGCCACUUUGGUAUUUGAUCAACUCAAUUCCCCAGAUACCUUCACCUGGAAUGUCAUGAUUAGAGCUUAUACCAUUAGCGGUUCUCCUAAAAUGGCGCUUCUUUUGUUCAAGGCAAUGCUGUGCCAGGGCUUUGCACCUGACAAGUUUACAUACCCUUUUGUGAUCAGUGCUUGCGUGGCCUCUAAUGCCCUUGAUUUGGGAAGAGUGACUCAUGCUCUUGCCAUCAAAAUGGGGUUUUGGAGUGACCUUUAUGUGCAGACCAACUUGAUGAAUCUAUACUUCAAGUGUAAGGAUGUCGAUGAUGGAUGGAAGGUGUUUGAUAAAAUGCGUGUGCGCAACGUGUUCGCGUGGACCACUGUGAUUGCUGGGUUUGUUGCUUGUGGGAGGCUGGACACUGCCAGGAAACUGUUUGAGAAAAUGCCUUCCAAGAAUGUUGUGUCAUGGACUGCAAUGAUUGAUGGGUAUGUGAAACACGCGCAACCCGUUAAAGCGUUUAAUCUGUUUGAACGAAUGUUGGUUGAUAAUGUGAAGCCAAAUGAGUACACUGUGGUGAGCUUGGUCAGAGCUUGUACUGAGAUGGGUAGCCUUAGGUUGGGUAGAAGGAUUCAUGAUUUUGUUCUAAAGAAUGAUUUUGAGAUCGGGGCUUUCUUGGGUACCGCGCUUAUAGAUAUGUAUAGCAAGUGUGGCAGUUUGGAUGAGGCAAGAAAAGUGUUUGAUGUGAUGCAGGUGAGAACCUUGGCCACUUGGAAUACAAUGAUCACUAGCUUGGGUGUGCACGGGUUUAGGAGUGAAGCCAUAUCCCUUUUUGAAGAAAUGGUGAAGGCAAACGAGGUUCCGGAUGCUAUCACUUUCGUGGGUGUUCUGAGUGCUUGUGUUUAUUUGAAUGACCUGGAACUAGCUCAGAAGUAUUUCAACCUUAUGACUGAUCAUUAUGGUAUAACACCUAUCUUGGAACAUUAUGCAUGCAUGGUUGAAAUCUAUAAUCCUGCUGUUGAGUUGGAUGAGAUUUACACUUCAGGGAGCACAUUGGAAGCUAAUCAUGAUGUUGCAGAAUUGCUGCACAAGAGCAAACUCACUAAUAUAGAUGACAUAAAAAAACUUGUACAAAAGCAAUACGAGGAUUUGGAUUCCUCAGAACUAGUUAUAGAUCAUUCAUCCACGAGCUCACAACCUCAACUCUGAGCUCAAGGACGGUGCAGAUUGAUAUCAACCAAACAAGUACAUAGUUUGUGACUUUGUUCUCACUUACUGUCGCACAAGAUGCCUUCUAUGAAGCUUUCAAGAGAAGUUCACAUACAUAGCCAAAUGGAUCCGUCUAAUUUGUGUUUUAAUAUGUUACAGGAUCCAUGAUGGUCAGCAUUGUUUGUCUUCUAAACUAAAUAAAUGUUCGUUGAAAAGAAGUUGUGGGAGGGAGGAAGAGCUCAUAUAUGUUGAUAAGUAUUUCAAUGGUGAGAUUCAUACAUGUAGAGAUAAUUUUUACUUUGUUAAAUUUCUUAAAGUUAAAAAGAAAACUAUGAUGCAACACCAUUAAACUGUUCACAAUCAUUCUCCCUACCAUUUACCUGUAACCUGUUCUUCACAUCAUAUGGCCAUGAUGCAACAGCAGCAACCCAGAAUGCACCUCCGGCUGUGAUCAUAAUUCGAGAUUGCACAAAAAGGGUUUUUCUAUGCUGUUUUUCGGUUGUGUAACACCAAAAUCCCAACAGAGAAUAUAGACUUCACAAAAUGUUAUGAUGGUCAAUAGGAAAAUU
This is a messenger RNA of Vigna angularis (adzuki bean), 2142 nucleotides long. Its product is annotated as pentatricopeptide repeat-containing protein At3g26630, chloroplastic. The transcript has a single exon. The record is from RefSeq and is a predicted model, not a curated record. Gene Ontology annotation, molecular function: protein binding; RNA binding. Lineage: Eukaryota; Viridiplantae; Streptophyta; Magnoliopsida; Fabales; Fabaceae. Gene Ontology annotation, biological process: RNA modification. Bases 170 to 1573 code for a protein of 467 amino acids.